AUGACCGACCCUCCGCCGCCCAUCACGCCCGGGCCGGGCCAGCAGCUUCGCCCGGCCAGGCGCCAGUACCGCCACUCCGACGAGCACUCGCCCAGUCGUGCCCGAACCAACGACGACCUUCUAAGCCGCCUCACACCCAUGACCGCCGUCGAGAUGCUCCAAACACCAAACACCGAAUUAAAACAAUGCCUCGACAACUCUACCAUUAGUGAACAGGAAUUUGCCAUGCGCGCCGCUGUGGCCAGCCGAAAGAUCUACGAAUGGUUGGAGGAGCUUUCCGAUUGGCCCUGGCCUGGCACGAGCGGCUCGGCCGGGUUUGGCAUGCCAGACGCAAAGGGGACGAAGCUCGCAAAUGAGGAGGGUGCCGAUGAUUUGGUAUACCUCGGGAGCCUGCCCGCCGAGAGCGUCGCUCAGUACGAGCAGCGGGUGGACGGCAUCUCUCACGACAUGGACGAGUUGCACAUUGAAGAAAUCAAGACCCACGUCAUGCAUACCCACAUCAUUCCGCUAUCGAGACCCGGAACGCCACUGUCACCUACGCGGCCCAUCGCUGGCGGGGCGCUUUCAUACAAUCGAAUGGACGACUUGACAGCUCUUCUCACAGCAAUCAUCGUCCAAGCACUGCCGAAUUUGUCAAAGCUCUGCCGACUGCUCAAAGUCUGGCACAUACGCCUCUCUGUCCUCCGUCGCAUUCCUGACUUGUUGUCUGGUAUCGCAGAGGCCGAGUACGCUCUCGAGUCUGCAUGGAACGUGCUGUCAUCUCCGGCCGGCACGCCCACUGUCGAAAAUGGAAACAAGGGCAAUGCCGAAGACAGUCUCUCUCAACUUAAACACGCCUUCACUGUUGUAAAGGCCGUGCUGGAGACUCAAAUCACAAAAUCGGGACGCAGUCUCGACUUCAUGCUCGACAGCCUCGAGGGGCUGCAGGACACACUGCCCGACAGCUGGCUUGACCGUAUGGAGGCUGUCGAGCGCAACUACGCCGACUGGGUGGCCGCCGGCGAGCACAGGAUCCGACAAGGAGACUGGGCUAGGGUGCAUCAGCAGAAGGCACUCCCGCCAGUCAUCAAAGGCGAGGCCGAAGCCGCUGAGCCCACGAAACCUAGUGGCUUGCCAGUAGUAGACGACGAUAGGACCGUCACUUUGCCCGUGCCGAUUACCAUUGAUCCGCCAGAAGAGGACAUGCGAGAGACAAACAAUCAGUCUGCUUCCGACGACGAGGACGACACAAUCGAGCUGUCCCCCUCGCAACUCCAAGCGCAGAAGAAAACACAAGCAACUGUCGCUGGCGGCCUUGACGGCUCCAGCGAGGUUGCGAAGCCCAGGCGAACGCCGUUGGGCGAGUUGCAAAAUGAGGAAAACACCAAAAGGAAGGUGUCAGGGGCACCCAAGGACAACAAGAAAGAAUCCGUUGUGUCGAAGCUUAGGGCGGUGUUCGAAAGCAGCGCAAGGUCCAGCUCAUCCUCUUCUGUUCAUAAUGCGGACGAGAUUCUGCCCGACACGCCUGACGAUGAAGAAGAGUUGCAGCUGCCACCGCUGAUUCGACCAGCCCGACGCGGAAGCGACGCGUCGAACUCGUCCACAAUCAUCCACGGACACACCAGCCUGCUCGCAGAUGCCUCCAGCGACAUGCCUGAAAUCUCCGCAUCGCCACCUCUGCCACGCCAGAAGCGUGCCGAGACCCUGAGCCGCAAGUCGGCUGCUGACCGCUUCAUGAGCAUCAGCCCUCCCAGCUCUCCCCCAUUCCGGCCCAGCUACAGAGAAGACAGCGCAAGUCCGAUGAUGAGGCCCCGGGAUGAGGGUCUCCUGCCAGCCCUGCCUCUGGAGUCGUCGUUCAACGAGGAAGAUUACGACCACUCCUUCAUCAGCAUGGGAACGCCAAGAGAGCCUGGCAGUAGGGAAGAUGACCAUCUCCGACAGCAAAUCAGCGACAUUUUGGAGUCAAUCCCUGCCAACAUCAAGCUGGCCAGAGCCACGCCAAAGGUGGACUUGAAUCCGCCGCCGCCUGAUCUGCCCGCCAAGAGGCUUAAGAAGCCGUCGCGGGAGACCAUGCGGAGAAGCGCCUCUGCCAUGUCCAUGACAUCGCGGACAUCUUCGCGGGCGACUACACCGUGGCUGACACUCGCUCCCGCAUACGCCAAGAACCCCAGACCCAGGCGCCCUCAAAACGGACAAGACGUCAGAGUCUAUCAUCUUUCUCGUUCCACCGGCGAAGCGCCCAUUAAGCUUCUCAUCCGCUGCGUUGGCGAGCACGGCGAGCGUGUCAUGGUACGUGUUGGGGGUGGAUGGGCUGAUCUAGGGGAGUAUCUCAAGGAGUACGCUACGCAUCACGGCCGACGCUCCGCUGGGCCGGUAGACACGGCCGAGAUCAAGGUCCAGGACUUGCCGCGCGCGAGCAGUCGCGCCGCAAAUUCGAGCCCGCCGAGUCGACCAGCUUCCUCACUGGAAAUGUCACCCAUGACGCCGCUCAACGUCCGAAAGGCUAGGAAGUCGUUUGGCGCCGGCGACGUGGGCUCAUCGGCACCCCGGCUCCUGCCCAAUACGCCAGCCGUCCCGCCGAUCCCUGACAAGUUCACGCCCACGCCGUCCUCGGAAGAUUCAAACCGGUCUCGAUCAAGCUCCCACAUCAGCUGGGAAGAGGAUGAGAGUUCGUUUCUAGGCCUGGCAGGUCCCACUGGCCGCAAGGUUGAGAUGAGUGAAGAAAAUCGGGCUUGGGUAGAGAGCGUCAAGGAGAAGGUGCGUGCCGCUAGCGGCGAGACACGCAAGCCUUCUGAAUUCGGCGACAUGGGCAAGGUUGGGGGCACGAAGCGUGUCUUUCGGAAGGGAUAA
This is a messenger RNA of Colletotrichum orchidophilum, 2829 nucleotides long. Its product is annotated as GAS2 domain-containing protein. The transcript has a single exon. Gene Ontology annotation, molecular function: microtubule binding. The record is from RefSeq and is a predicted model, not a curated record. NCBI's taxonomy places the organism in Eukaryota, Fungi, Ascomycota, Sordariomycetes, Glomerellales, Glomerellaceae. The coding region runs from base 1 to 2829 and encodes 942 amino acids.